AUGGAAGACUUAGAAUUAUUCAAAGAAAAACACAUUAAAUAUAUCGAGUCUCUGGAUAAGAAGCAACAGGACUAUGAAUAUUGGCUAUCAGAACAUUUACGGCUAAACGGUGUGUAUUGGGGUCUAACGGCCCUGUGCAUUUUAGAUGCCAAGGAAACAUUCAAUAGAGAAGAUGUGAUCAAUUUCGUCAAAAGCUGCUGGGAUGAUAGAACUGGUGGGUUUGCUGCCUUUCCGCGCCAUGAUGCACAUCUAUUAGGAACGCUAUCGGGCAUUCAAAUUUUGGCGAUCUACGACGCACUCGAUGCGCUGACAGAAGAGCAGGUGGCGAAAUGUGUUGAAUUUAUCAAAGGGAACCAGCUCCAAGAUGGCUCUUUUCAAGGAGAUAGGUUUGGUGAAGUUGACACGAGAUUCACUUACAACGCUUUGAGUGCGUUGUCAAUUCUCGGUAAAUUAACACCAGAAGUGGUCGAUCCAGCCGUGCAGUUCAUUUUACGUUGCUAUAAUUUCGAUGGUGGAUUUGGACUGUCACCUGGUGCAGAAAGUCAUGCAGCAAUGGCUUUUACUUGUGUUGGUGCGCUUGCAAUUGUAAAUAGACUUGGCGAUCUCAGUUCAGAACAAAUUGAUAACAUUGCUUGGUGGCUUUGCGAAAGACAAGUGCCAGAAGGAGGGUUAAAUGGAAGACCAAGCAAACUUCCUGAUGUUUGCUACAGUUGGUGGGUUUUGUCCACUUUAGCAAUCAUUGGCAGGCUAAGCUACAUUGAUUUUGACAAACUUAAAGGGUUUAUUCUGAGGUCACAAGACAGUAAGAGCGGAGGCAUCAGCGAUCGUCCAGGUAAUGAAGUUGACGUGUUUCACACAGUUUUUGGUCUCGCAGGCUUAAGUCUAAUGGGAUUUUACGAUUUGGUUUCAAUUGAUCCAGUCUAUUGCAUGCCAUAUACUGUGACUUCUAAGUUCAGGAAGUAUCCUUAUUAA
Molecule: messenger RNA, 972 nt
Organism: Lachancea fermentati
Lineage: Eukaryota; Fungi; Ascomycota; Saccharomycetes; Saccharomycetales; Saccharomycetaceae
Source: the annotation of a GenBank genome assembly